AUGGAACGGUCGUAUCCCUACAGCCUUGGAGCCACAUGUGUCUUUCUUUUCAUUCUGCUAAACACUCUAGGGAUUGCAUCUGCAGCACAAGAUGAUCCGGUGGUGGUGGGUGGUGUGGAACAAAUGACGGAACCCUGCCUUGCCAUUGUACGAGAAAUCACCAACGACGACGAUGAUGCUGAUUUGAUUUGUGAGACUCCCUCUGGAAUGGCCUAUCUAGUACCAUCUGUCAAUGAGGCAUGGAUUCGCAAAAAGGAAUUCGAAGACGAGCUAUUUAGCGGAGAAACGGAACUGGUGCUGCCAGAUCCUACCUACUACGAUAUUGAAACCGACACUCUCAUAUUGGAUGCUCCACCCGGAUUGAAGAAUCCUCAAUUGGACGAUAAUUCUCCUGAUCGUCGUCGACUGAAAAACUUGGAACGGACCAUUGGUGUUAAGAAAGUCCUAGUUGUUCGUGUCCAAGCCACCAACAGUGUGACAUCUUUAUCAGAAGAUCAACUCAGCAGUGAUAUCUUUGGUGGAAAUGGCGACGUCAAUAACUUAAGGUCACAAUACUAUGACUGCUCCUACGGAAAACUGGAGUUUCGCAAGACACAGGACCGUCGAGGAAAGACCACUAGUAUUCGGAAUGGGGUCGUUACCAUUACACCAGGAGCUCCCGCCCAAAUCGGUGACAUGCGCAUGACCAAUCGGAUCAAUAGCAAAUUGAAGGAAGAAUUCGGUAUGGGAGUAAGGGAACUUGCAGAUCACAUCAUGUAUUGCAUGCCUCCUGGAACGAUGAGCGAAUGGGCGGUUGCUUAUGGAUGGAUGAAUAGCUAUGCCACAGUUUUCAAUGACGCAGUUUGUUCGGAAGUGUCUACACAAAUGCACGAAAUUGGGCACAACUUGAAUAUGGGUCAUUCUGCGCACGGAGAUGACGAAUAUGGCGAUCAAAGUGGUUAUAUGGGACUUUCAUACGGAGAAGAUGAGUUGCCAUUUCAGUGUUUCAAUGCCGCCAAGAGUUGGCAGCUGGGAUGGUAUGAUGACAAGUCUAUCACCUUUGCCCCAUUGGCAACUGCACAAUACUCAUACUCUGGAAAACUUUCCGGUAUUGCCAACUACGGAAGUACACCUCACAAUGUCCUGUUGGAAAUAAAACAAACAACUUCACCUUGGGCCUUCUAUGUGAACUACAACUUGGCGAAAGGAUUGAAUCGACUGACAAUGGAAGGGGCCGAUCAAGUCUUGGUCACCAUGAAAAAUACCAAGAAUGAUGAAAACUUUUCCUUUCUUGCAAGAGCGAUGGAUCCAGGAGAUAGCCUUGUUUUAGAAAACUUUAAUGGAAAGAAUGGAGAGACGCUGACAGUGACGUUUGUAUCCGUUUCUGGUGAGGAUGCCGACAUUUCGGUCGUACUGUCAGGGCCUUCCAUACCCGUGCCCACCCCUCCACCAACUGGGCGCCCGACACCUCAUCCGACCAAACCACCUACGCAGGCGCCAAUAACUGCGUCUCCAACCAAAUCACCCACCAUUGCUCCCACCAAGGCUCCAACAGCAAAACCUACCAAGCCUCCAGCAGCGGUUGCGCUUGCUCAACGUCGUGAUACAGACCCACCAACAAUUGCUCCCACCAAAUCGCCUACUGCGAAGCCGACUCGCUCACCAACUCCAGAGCCAACACCAGAUCCGACACCAGUUCCAACCCCAGCACCGACCCCUGGGCCUACGUUAAAACCGACGCCCUACCCAACCAAAGCGCCCACGUUGAAACCAACUCCGUCCCCAACCACCCUACCCUCAAUACAACCGACCAAGAAUCCAACGACAACACCAUCAAAGACUCCAACAAAUGUGCCCAGUAUCAGUCCAUCAAAGACGCCAACAACGACGCCGUCAAAUUCACCAACUUUCUCUCCCACCACCCCGUCUCCAACGGUCGAACCUGGAAAUCCAACACGGACGCCAACCAUCAAACCUUCUACGACGCCUUCGUCGACUCCGACCACAUCGCAGCCGAGUAUGACUCCAACGCCUCAACCAACAACUAGUGCUCCGACAAAAGCACCGACACCUGCCCCGACCUUUGGAGAACGCAUCCGAACGGGACGUGGUGCCAUUGAGAUUUCGUCAGCAAGUUUUGGCAAGGUUGACGUUAUUUGUAAUGGUGUCAAGAAGUUCAUGGAUGACCUCAUCAAAGAAACCUUUGGAUCCAAUGUCGACAAUGAUAUCAGUUGUGAAGCAGAAGGCGGUUUCGGUUCCGGGCCCAUCGCGAUGCGACGACCGUUGUCUGAAUCACUUGGAACGAAAGAAGGAGCGAUCAUCAAUAUUGGAGUCACAGUAAACAGUCGUUUUCCUAGAGGCUCUGUUGCGCCACUACAAGAAGAUUUUGAGAAAUAUGCAGUGGAAUUGAUGAUAGAUGCAGAGUCGAGGAGGAAACUUCCAAUGUACAUUUUGCGGUCAGCAAUGGAUGCUGGUAUGCUCGUGGCAGGGGUCAUUUCAACGGAUGUCAAUGAAAGUGUGGACCCUCCAGCAUUGAAGAUAUCAUUUUCAGAAGCCCCGGAAGAAACGAAAGUUGUCUCGUAUAUGGCUACUGCAGGAUCCGUCCGGACUCUUGCAAUUGGCAUAUCCACAGCGUCGUGGAUCCUCGUCGGCGCGUGGUUCUUCCUCUGA
Molecule: messenger RNA, 2649 nt
Organism: Cylindrotheca closterium
Lineage: Eukaryota; Bacillariophyta; Bacillariophyceae; Bacillariales; Bacillariaceae
Source: the annotation of a GenBank genome assembly